Messenger RNA from Austrofundulus limnaeus, 1930 nucleotides. RefSeq names its product double zinc ribbon and ankyrin repeat domains 1 (gene dzank1). Lineage: Eukaryota; Metazoa; Chordata; Actinopteri; Cyprinodontiformes; Rivulidae. The record is from RefSeq and is a predicted model, not a curated record.
ACUCCUCAGAUGUGCAGAUCUUCUUCACCUUGGAUGGCUCGAGGCCAGAGGUGGGGCAGCGAGGGCCCACGGGGGCCAGCAGGAAAUACAGCAGGCCCUUCCUGUUACCUGCUGGCCAGGUGUCCAUCAGAGCUGUGGCCGUCACUGUUGACGGCAGGCAGAGCUCCAUCGUGACCAAGGUCUUCCACGUGGAUCAGCUGGACUCCAGCAGCUCCGUGCAGGAGGAGGAGGAGGGUCUGCAGAACCUCAGGCAGGAAGCAUCUGAUGGCACCCUCAGUUCUGCUGAGAAGGCUGCUGGUUCUUCACUGAGGCCUGCAGAGCCGAGGACCAUGGGAUGGAGCCCUCGUCCACCAGGUCCUCGUUUCCUGAACAGUCGUCCGGGCCCACGGACCGUCCCUGAUGCCUGGACCAGUUCAUCCCAGAGAGCCAGACCUGUGGAUUCACGUGACAGGAAGCAGCUGAGCAGCACGCAGGAACGCUGCGUGCAGAGAGAAACUCACUUCCUGAGGUGUCCUUGCUGUCUCAGCUUGCGUCCUUCAGACCCGUUUGCUCGGUUCUGUGCUGAGUGCGGAGCUGUUGUCCCUCCAUUACCUGGUGAGAGGCUGCCCCCUGCCGAGGGAGGACAGAUGCUGUGCUGUGUCACCUGUAACUCUCUGGUUCCCUCCAACACCUCGACCUGUUUGAUCUGCGAGGCAUCCAUUGGUCCACAGAGGCAGCCCCAGGCCCGCCUUGCUCUACAGGAUCAUCUGCUUUGUGUUUCCUGUGGAAGUGGGAAUCCAGCUCACAUGUCCAGGUGUUUGACCUGUGAGAGUCACCUGCAGCCGAUGAGACGUUGUGAGAUCAGCGCGCCCUCUGUCUGUGCAACAGAUCACAGGAUGCUUACCUGCUCCAGGUGUAAACGUCUGAACCGCAGCGACGCCAGGUUUUGUGACUGGUGCAGCUCCAGGGUGAAGGCCACACAAGCAGCCAGCUGUGUGGAGUGCUGGCGAUGUGGAGCGAGUGGAGAUCCGUACGCCCUUUACUGUGCUACCUGUGGCAUCUUACUUGAAGGGCCAGCCCCGCCCACUUCAUCCAGUGACAUCAGACAACCUGUCAUAAGUGACACCACUGGUCAGGUGAACCCGCCUACCAUGACCCGCUCUACUCAAACUGUAGGACUCUAUUACCCAUCAGCCACUGAGCUGCAGAAGAAGGACCAGCAAAGACCGCUGGUGACCAGAGACCACCGUCCACCACUGACCGCCAUCAGUCCGGGGCGAGGUUUCUGGAGGAAGCAGCUGGAUCACGUAUGUGCUCACCUGAGAAGUUACACACAGAACAACAUCCCCUUCAGGACUCUGCUGGGAGAACCUCGUCUGGGCCGGAUGGCCUCUGCUGUGGUUCAGGAGGAUCCGUAUGAAGUCAGUCUGACCCUCAGUUUCAUGUUGGCCAGACGAAACAACAGGUUGGUUCUGACGGGGACUGUAGUGGACCAGCAGCUUGAACGGUCUGAACCAGCCAGUCCAGCAACGGAGACUCUGAGCAGUGUCACUGAGAGGUUUGCUGUUUCCCAAAGUACCACCAACUAAUUCAGUAUAAACCAAGAAAACCGGGCUUUGUUCGUCAUCCUGGAUGAAUGUGUUUCAGGCUGAACUGGAUCAGAACCAGGUUCAAGUAAUCCUAAAGACCCUCCUGAUGAUGAGGAGGAGUCACUUCAGAUCAGAAAUGUUCUUCAGCCUCUAAAAGAAGUCAGAUUAAAUCGUUUCUGGUUCAGUUCUGGUACCAUGAAGGAAGCGGGUCAAUAAGAAUCCCGAUCUUUUCACAGAAAUUUUUCAUUCAACUGGAGGAAGUUAAGAUUUUAAUAUGAAAAAAAAAAGAAGUUACUCACAUGUUGACACCAAAUGUUUGGACUUGAAAUGAAUUCUUAAAGUAAUAAAAUAGAUGAAGAUAA